This is a messenger RNA of Aplosporella prunicola CBS 121167, 2080 nucleotides long. RefSeq lists its product as uncharacterized. Gene Ontology annotation, molecular function: allantoate transmembrane transporter activity; dipeptide transmembrane transporter activity. The transcript has 4 exons. Gene Ontology annotation, biological process: transmembrane transport; tripeptide transport; allantoate transport. Gene Ontology annotation, cellular component: plasma membrane. NCBI's taxonomy places the organism in Eukaryota, Fungi, Ascomycota, Dothideomycetes, Botryosphaeriales, Aplosporellaceae. The record is from RefSeq and is a predicted model, not a curated record. The coding region runs from base 365 to 1990 and encodes 541 amino acids.
GACAGACCGACAGCCAGCCCGAUAGACCGAUAGGAGAUCGGUAGUUUGUACUGCGGUAGUUAGGCAAGCCAGGCCAGGUGGGGUAAGGUACUGUAGCACGGUAGGUCUGUAUCUAUGUCAGGGCGAUGUCAUGCAGCGAAUUGAAUUGAGCCGGCGGCGGACGGACGGGUGUAUGCGUACCUACCUACAGUAAGUAUAUAGAUAGUGACUGGUAUAAACCUGCUGGCUGCUUGGCUGGUAGGGUAGCUCUGUGUGCUAUAUAUAUUUUAUAUAUACACGCCUAGUCGGACGGAUAGACAGACAGCCAGACAGACAGCCAGACAGACAGAAAGAAAGACAGAAAGACAACCACACCACCGCAACCAUGUCCGUCCACACCAACACCAACAACACCGAUAUCGAAAAGCCGCCCCUCCCCCCAACCACACCCCCACCACCACCCACACCGACCCUCGGCACCGUCACCACCACCACCAACCAAGCGCCCCCCACGCAGCAGCACCAGCUCCUCGCACACAGCCACGACGCCGACGCCGCCCUCGCCGCCAUCACCGCCGCCCAAGCCGACAACCCCAAUGCCGCCGUCUCAGCUGGCGCCGAGCUCGACGCGCCGACCCAGCGCCGCCUGCUGCGCCGCAUCGACGCGCGCUUGAUGCCCCUGCUGUGCGUCGUCUACGGCCUGAACUAUCUGGACAAGACGACGCUGAGCUAUGCCUCUAUCAUGGGCAUCAAGGCCGACCUUGACCUGAGCGGCGACGAGUACAGCUGGCUGGGGAGCGUGUUUUAUUUCGGCUACCUCGUCUGGGAAUACCCCACCAACCGGCUGCUCCAACGCCUCCCCCUAGGAAAAUACUCGGCCUUCAACAUCCUCGCCUGGGGCAUCGUGCUGACGAGCUUCGCAAGCGUCACCAGCUUCGCCGGCGCCCUCAUCGUGCGCUUCUUCCUGGGCGUCUUCGAAGCCGCCGUCACGCCCGGCUUCGCCCUCUGCACCAGCCAAUGGUACACGCGCAGCGAGCAAGGCACCCGCACCGGCAUCUGGUUCAGCUUCAACGGCGCGGCGCAAAUCGUCGGCGGCCUGCUAGCCUACGGCAUCGCGCGCGGCGCGGCCGCCCACGGCGCCGCCAUCGCCCCCUGGAAGAUCAUCUUUCUGGCGACGGGCCUGCUGACGACCGCCACCGGCGCCGUCUUCCUCUUCGUCGUGCCCGACAGCCCGCUGAACGCGCGCUGGCUCGCCCCCGCCGACCGCGUCAACGUCCUCCUCCGCAUCCGCGGCAACCAGCAGGGCGUCGGAAACCCGCACUGGAAGGCGUACCAGGUGCGCGAGGCGCUGCUGGACCCGCUGACGUGGGCGUUUUUCGCCUACGCCCUCGUCGCCGACAUCCCCAAUGGCGGCCUCACCAACUUCUUCUCUAUGCUCAUUUCCUCGUUCGGCUACACGCCCGAGCAGUCGCUGCUGCUGGGCUGCCCGGCCGGCGCCUUCGAGAUCGUCGCCCUGCUGCUGGCCGGCUGGCUCGGCGACCGCUUCGGCAACCGCCUCCUCAUCUCGACUUCCGGCCUGCUCUUCUCCAUCUUCGGCAUGGCGCUCGUCGUCGGCUUGCCUGAGAGCAUGAACGUCGGCCGCUUGGUCGGCUACUACCUGACGCAGACGUCGCCGACGCCGUUUGUCGCGCUGCUCUCGCUCAUCUCCACCAACGUCGCGGGCUACACCAAGAAGACGACCGUCGCUGCGCUCUUUCUGAUUGGGUAUUGCGCUGGCAAUAUCAUCGGGCCUCAGACGUUCCGCGGCGACAAUUACGUCCCCGCAGAGAUUACUAUCCUCGUGUGCUACGCCGUCGGGUUAGGCAUCAUCUUGUUCAUAUACGCGUACUGCAAGCACAUGAACAGGAAGAAGGCAGCCAUCCGCGCCCAGCCGCACUACGUCAAGCUGGAGAACCAGGAAUGGCUCGACUUGACGGAUCGAGAAAACCCCGAGUUCGUGUACACGCUGUAGGAGAGCAGGAGCCUAGUCUGCACAUGGCAUGCCAUGGCGUGAGUGAGUAGAAAAACCAGCGUCACCAAGUAAAAAGAAAAGGAGAAAGGC